Molecule: messenger RNA, 786 nt
Organism: Balaenoptera musculus (blue whale)
Lineage: Eukaryota; Metazoa; Chordata; Mammalia; Artiodactyla; Balaenopteridae
Gene: NCCRP1
Product: NCCRP1, F-box associated domain containing
Exons: 6
Coding region: 22-738 (238 amino acids)
Biological process (GO): glycoprotein catabolic process; SCF-dependent proteasomal ubiquitin-dependent protein catabolic process
Cellular component (GO): SCF ubiquitin ligase complex; cytoplasm
Molecular function (GO): ubiquitin protein ligase activity
Source: RefSeq, a predicted model, not a curated record
GGACCGGCGCUCGGUGGCGGGAUGGAGGAACCCGCGAGCCCCCAGGAGCCGCCGUCGCCCGCGGCUCCCGAGACCCCCGGGCUCCCCGCGCCUGAGCAGCCGACCGAGGCCUACGCACAGCAGCUGCUGCUACAGGAGUGGGCGCCGCCGGGCGGGAGCCUGGAGCUGCCCCCGCGCCUCACCUGGAAGCUGCUCUUCCUGCAGCGGCCGCUCUACCGCAACCUGCUCCGCUCUCCCAACCCCGAAGGCAUCAACAUUUAUGAGCCAGCGCCCCCUACUGGUCCCACGCAGCAACCCCUGGAGACACUGGGCAAUUUCCGCGGCUGGGACAUUAAGACGGAGAAGCUCCAGCAGGGCCUCAGCUGGACCGUGAAGCAGCAGGGUGUGGACCUUCUGGCGGAGGGCUUGUGGGAGGAGCUGCUUGAUGUUGAGCGGCCACACAUCACGGUCAUGGACUGGUAUGAGGACAGCCGACUGGACGUGUGUGUGUAUGAGCUGCACGCCUGGCUGCUGGCAGCUGACCGCCGCACAGUCAUCGCCCAGCACCACGUGGCCCCCCGGACCUCUGGGAGAGGCCCCCCCGGCCACUGGGUCCAGGUGUCCCACGUAUUCCGCCAGUACGGUCCUGGCGUCCGCUUUGUCCGCUUCCUGCACAAGACCAAGAACCGGAUGGAGCGCGGUGGGUUGCUGCGGACGAGGGUGACCAACUCCUCGGUGUCUGUGCAGUUCAGGGAGUGAUCGGCUGGCUCCGGGCCCGUUCUGACCCCUCGCCACAUCCAUCCACCC